CGCCCCGUAGAGCGCCGCCAUACGCGUGACGUCAGUACGCUGCCCCUGCUCGGAAACCCCAUUCUCUGGGAGAUGAUCACUCCGUCCGCCAUUAGAACUGCGAAGAGGAAGCGGUCACGCCGCCAUUAGAAGAAUCAGUAGUAAUUAGGAGGCGGAAGAGAACGGAGCGGGAGGCAAGACCGGAUUUUUAUUUUUUUCAACGCGGGCUGUUGGUUCAUCUCAAGAGGCGAUAGGGCUUCGAGUGUGAAAGUUCUUGUGACGCUAGGCCUUACGCAUCCAUUGUGUUGCCGGGCCUGGAAGCGAGAAGCACAGUGAACGCGGAGACGAGGCGUACAAUUUACGCUCUUUACCCAACACGCCGAGGGAGUGAAGAUCUGGAAUACUUAGUGAGCCUUCUGGGAGCCGGACUGUACCAUCUGGGACACGGGCUGAACCAUCUGGGAGCCGGACUGUACCAUCAGGGACACGGACAUCAGAGCUCUCGGGGGCUCUGACCGAAUCGUCUCGUAGACGGAUUAGGAACGGGUUUAACAUUUUGGGACACGAACUGAGGGAACCUUCCGGGACACGGACUUAUUUUCCUGGGGGCACGGACUCUUACCCGCUGGGACAAGGACUUCCUGGAUAUAUAGAUCUGGACUAUUGAACUGUUCAUUUUUCCACACAGAAUUCCUAACCCUUGGACUUUAAAGAAGACCAGGCGAUUGGCCUGUAGUGUGGGGGGAGGGCAGGGGCUGCCCGCCUGAUGGGCUCCUGUGGUGCCAGUGUGGUGCCUGGCAUUGCACAUCAGUGUGACCUAUGCUGAGCCUCUCCUGUGUGCCUGUGUGUGUGUUGUGCUGAGUGAGUGCAUCCCCAUCCCUUUUGUCUCUCUAUCUGUAGGUACACAAAGGCCGCCAAACAUGUCCUGUGUUCAUUAUAAGUUUUCCUCUAAGCUCAACUACGACACGGUCACGUUCGAUGGGCUGCACAUCUCCCUGUGUGACCUGAAGAAGCAGAUCAUGAGUCGAGAGCGGCUGAAGGCCACUGACUGCGACCUGCAGAUCACCAAUGCCCAAACGCAAGAAGAAUACACAGAUGAUACUGUGCUAAUACCCAAGAAUUCAUCCGUCAUUGUUCGAAGAAUUCCCAUCGGGGGUGUAAAGACUACAAGCAAAAGUUAUGUCAUAAGCCGUACAGAGCCACAGAGUGGAACGCCGAAAUCAAUUGAUGACACUUCUUCAUCUAUUUCUCUGGCCCAGCUUACAAAGACGGCAAAUCUGGUGGAAGCCAACGCUUCUGAGGAGGAUAAAAUCAAAGCAAUGAUGUCCCAGUCUGGUCAUGAAUAUGAUCCCAUCAACUAUAUGAAGAAGCCGCUAGGACCACCCCCACCGUCCUACACCUGUUUUCGAUGUUUGAAGCCUGGACAUUACAUUAAGAACUGUCCUACAAACGGGGACAAAAAUUUUGAAUCUGUUCCUCGAAUCAAAAAGAGCACUGGAAUUCCUCGUAGCUUUAUGGUUGAGGUAGAAGACCCUAAUAUGAAAGGAGCCAUGCUUACAAACACUGGAAAAUAUGCUAUACCAACCAUUGAUGCUGUGGCCUAUGCAGUGGGAAAGAAAGAAAAACCACCUUUCCUUCCGGAGGAACCCGCUUCUUCUUCGGAAGAUGAAGACCCCAUUCCCGAUGAAUUGCUGUGUCUUAUCUGUAAAGAUAUGAUGAGUGAUGCUGUCGUUAUCCCUUGCUGUGGGAAUAGCUACUGUGAUGAAUGUAUACGCACUGCACUACUGGAAUCUGAGGAUCAUACCUGUCCUACAUGUCACCAGCUGGAUGUUUCUCCAGAUGCAUUAAUUGCCAACAAAUUCUUACGCCAGGCUGUGAACAACUUUAAAAACGAAACUGGAUACACAAAGAGAACUCGUAAACAGCAGUCCACUUUAUCUCAGCGUCCGCCACCUCCAUCUACGUCUUCAAGCAAAGCACCGCCUCCUUCCCGUCCACUGAACUCUCGCCAGCAGGACCCUCUCAUAGCUCCUGCUGCAUCCACACCUCCUGCCAAUCCAGCUCCAGCUAGCACUACUCCAAGCCAGCCAAUAGCAACUGCAGCACCUCAAGCCAAUUCUGCUGCUCCUCCUCCUGCUGCUGCUGCUUCUGCGCCUCCUCGGGCUGUCUCUCCAACAGACCCACCCCCUGCACUGCCAUUACCUGCUCCCAAAGAGCGGGAGAGAGAGAAACCAGAACCAUUAUUCCACAGUCAGGAAAAGGUUGCCUCUCGUUCCAACUCUUCUGCCCCUGUCACUGCAGCAAGUUGCUUGCCCUUAUCCAACCCCUCACAUCUGGGAGAGAAGGGCUUCCAUGUUCCUGUACUUGGCCAGUUACCAUCGCUAAUUCACUCUCACCCAGCACUACCACCACUUUUGAGAACCAACAUUCACCGACUUUCUGCACCAAGACCUCUCAUGGGAUGGGAUAGUCUAAACCGGGGCAGGCAUCCACACAAUGAUCGGCCACCUAGAAACCAGAAUCCCUCCCUUGGAUCAUCAGGACCUGCCUAUGUACAUACACCUCCACCGCCUUUGUUUCCUCCACCGCCCCCUCAUGGGCUGUCACUGCCACCCGGAGUACCACCACCGCAAUUCCCACCACAGUUUCCUCCUGGUCAGCCUCCCACUGCUGGCUAUAGUGUUCCACCUCCAGGCUUUCCUUCUGCUCCAGCUACUCUGUCUGCUCCUUGGGUGGCUCCAACUGUGCAAAGUGCACACACCGGAGCCUUACAGACUCCUUCACUGGCCCCUCCGUUAUCAAAAGAAGAAUUCUACAGAGAGCAGCGCCGGCUAAAAGAAGAAGAAAAAAAGAAAUCAAAACUUGACGAGUUUACAAAUGAUUUUGCAAAGGAGCUUCUAGAAUAUAAAAAGAUUCAAAAAGAGCGCAGGCGAUCCUAUUCCAGAUCCAAAUCUCCUUUCUCUGGAUCAUCAUAUUCUGGGAGUUCCUACUCUUAUUCAAAAUCAAGAUCAGGUUCUUCACGUUCACGCUCCUACUCACGAUCUUUCAGCCGUUCUCGCUCCCGCUCUUUAUCUCGAUCCCCUUCAUACCAGAGAAAACCUCACUCAAAAGGUCGGCCCCGUUCUAGAUCUAGGUCUCAUGGAUACCCUCGCUCCAGAUCCAGAUCUCCCUCAUACAGACGUUACCACUCUCGCUCUAAGUCCCCAGUAUACAGACUUCCUUCCCCUGCCAAGAGGGUGAUGCCCCAGGCGGAGGGAGAACGUGGUUACUUCAACAGAUACCGGGACAUACCUCCCUAUGAUAUCAAAGCUAUGUAUGGUCGGCAACCUAACCUUCGAGAAACUUAUGAAAAAGAGCAGUAUAGAGAGUUGGAAAAGUACAGGGACUGGUGUGAAAAAUAUUAUAAAGACUGUGCAAUUAAUGCUAUGCCGAGACAGAGAUCUCCUAUGAACAGAGAUAAUUUUUCUCCUAGCCAAUAUGUUGUCCCUCCUCAAGGUCGUAGAGACAAUUCUCCAUACAAUAGAGGACGCAGAGAAGAAUAUCCACCAUUUACACACAGAGGUCGUCCAUUAGGCAGCAAUUACCAAGAAAAACUAUUACCCCGUGACACACACAUUGUAAAGGAUAUUCGACGAUCAAAAGAAAAAGAGAGUGCUAACCUUAUUGCAGACUCCAAAGGAAAUAAACACAAGAAACAUCGAAAGAGAAGAAAGGGGGAAGAAAACGAAGGAUUUUCAAAAGUCGAGACACUCUCUUCCAGAAAGACUCGAGAUUUACAUGGAGACGAUGUCAAAAGAGCUGAACCCGUCUUCGUACCCUCAAGCAAAGAUGAUGCGACACCAGUGAGAGAUGAGCCAAUGGAUGCAGAGUCUAUUGCUCUAAAACCCCUGUUAGAAAAAGAUAAACGAGAGAAACCAAAAGUAAAGCAAGAGAAGACCAAGCGCAAGCCUGAUGGAAACCAGACUAAAAAGGAAAGCUCUUCCAAGGUAGUCAAGGUUGAGAAAGGUGCUGGAGAUGGCGAUAAAGAUAAGACUACAGUGAAUGAGCCACCAGCCAAGAGGAUUAAAGAGGAGUCCCAAAAGUGUGAAAGCACAAAGAACCCAUUACCACAGAAGGACGAUAAAGCUGCUUUGCUACCACGGAAGGUUCAUCUCAAGAUGAUCAAGGAAAACCAAGAUGGCAAACAAGCAAAAGAAGACAAACCUAAGAAAGAACAUACAAAACAAGAUAAACCUCCUAGCAAGGAUGAGAAACACAAGAAACCUGCAGAGAAACCCAAGCCCACAGAGCCCAAAUCAGAAAAACGGAAGAGGAAACCAGAUGAUAAACUUUCAGAUAAGGAGCAAGAAAAGGCCACUUUGAAAAGUGCAAAACCCGAGACUAGUGAGACUGCCAAGCCUUCAACCUCCAAAAUUAAGUCUGAGAUAGAAGUACAGAAACCAGAAAAAAUCCCAGAGAAGCAAAAGGACAAAGAGAAGAAAGAAAAGGAGAAAGAGAAAGAAAAGGAGAAAGAGAAAGAAAAGGAGAAAGAGAAAGAGAAAGAAAAGGAGAAAGAGAGAGAAAAGGAAAAAGAGAAAGAAAAGGAGAAAGAAAAGGAGAAAGAAAAGGAAAAAGAGAAGGAAAGGGUAAAAGAGAAGGAAAAGGAAAAAGAGAAGGAAAAGGAAAAAGAGAAGGAAAAGGAAAAAGAGAAGGAAAAGGAAAAAGAGAAGGAAAGGGAAAAAGAGAAGGAAAGGGAAAAGGAAAAGGAGAAGGAAAGGGAAAAGGAGAAGGAAAAAGAGAAGGAGAAGGAAAGGGAGAAGGAAAAAGCAGCAUCCACGACGGUCAAAAAAAUUAAAUUGAACCGAGAAACUGGGAAAAAAAUAGCUAACACUGAACCCAGUGGCCCAGUAGAAGCUCAAGACAAAACUGAACCUGCAUCAACCGUGAAAUCCAAAGCAGAGCGUGUGAAGGGGAAGAUUAGAAAGAAAGUCCCAGCUCCAGAUGGUUCUGGGUCCACUUUAGUAGAUUAUACCAGUACAAGUUCCACUGGAGGGAGCCCUGUGCGGAAGGGGACAGAAAAAGUGGACACUAAGAGAACAGUGAUAAAGACGAUGGAGGAAUACAAUAAUGACCAUUCUACUCCCGCUGAAGAUGUCAUCAUUAUGAUUCAGGUUCCCCAGUCCAAGUGGGAUAAGGAUGAAUACGAGUCUGAAGAGGAUGACGCAAAGGAUUCCAAAGGCGCAUCUAGCACUGGGAAGCCUAUGAGUGUAGUGACAAAUGUUAGUGCUAAGCCAUUAUCCAUUACUGCCCCAAACGACAAAGAUGCUUUGCCUACAGAAAAGCUCAAGUCGUCCCGGGACCAGGCUAAUGAAUCUCAUCCUCAAGAUACCAAAUCUUCAAAGGAGCUUUCAUCAUCUAGCUCCAGGAGUAAAGCCAAGGAAAAGGAUAGCCCUGCUGCUUCUGAGAAGGAGGCAUCUGAAAAAAGGAAAGUUGAAGGCAGCUCCGAACGCGGUAGUCGCCAGUCUUCCAAAGAGAGGCAGUCGGAAAAGCAAGAAUCGAGUCGUAGCUCUUCCAGCAAAGACUUCACCCCCAACCGCGAGAAGAAGUCUGAGCCUUCUGACAGCAAGGACAGAAAGCUGGAGCAUGAAACGAAAGACCGAGAAAGGAAAUCGGAGCAUGAAAGCAGAGAUAAGAAGCAAGAACAUGACGGCAGAGACAAAAAGACAGAGCACGACAGCAGGGAAAAGGACAAAAAGCAAGAACAUGAUGGCAGGGACAGAAAAACAGAGUAUGAUGGAAAGGAAAAGGAUAAGAAGCCAGAGCAUGAUGGUAAAGAUAGGGAAAAGAAAGAACACGAGAGCAAGGAUAGAGAUAGUAGGCAGGAUUACGACAGUCGAGAUUACAACAACUCUAAGAGGCGAGAAGAGAAGAAAAGGGAGUCUUCACCAAAAGGUAAAGAUUUAGCGUCUUCCAGCUCUCAAAAGGUCAAAGACAAUCCGACUGAGACCUCUAGGAAACGUCCUGCAGAUGCCCGGCGGAAUAACUCCAGCCCGCCUCGAGAGCGCAAGCCACGGGAAGAGCAAAAGCCCACUGACCCCAAACGCUCUCCCAGUGAGCAGAAACCAGCUGAGAAAAGCAGAGAGAAAAGUAAAGAGACAAUAGCAAAGGUAAAACGUGUGGAAGAAUCAAGUGAGACAAAAGCUUCUCACUCUAAGCGCACAUCACCAGAGCCCAAGACAGACAAGGACAUGAGUGACAAGGACACUAAAGGAAAGGUCCCUCAAAACCGUUCCUCCCGAGUUUCUUCUGACCUGACGAAAGAAACCGAUGAGGCCUCCUUUGUACCAGAUUACAAUGAGAGUGAUAGUGAGGGCUCCGUAAAGCAGGAAGAUGCCCCUGUUUCCCAAAGCAAAGAUGACAAACCUGCAGUGGAAGGUACAGAACCAAUAGACUCCAGUGUACCUGCAACUGCCCACAGCAGCCCAAGUGGCAGUCGCAGCCACAGCCCAGCAGAGUCGCUAACACAUAGCCGCAGCAGCAGCCCCAGUUCUGGAGGCAGCCCAGAUAAGAAACGCAGGAAAAAGGAGAAGAAAAAACACAAGAAGCAUAAGAAACACAAGAAGCAUAAGAAACACACGGGCAACGAAUCUGAGACUGAAAAGAGCCAGAAACACAAACACAAAAAGAAAAAGUCGAAGAAGAGCAAAGACAAAGAAGCCGAGAAAGAGGAAUCCAAACCACCCGCGUGAUUUAAAGCCAACCUCUGGGGCAAGAGCCUUUGCAGAGACACUUGUACCAUUUUUUUGUUUUUUUUUUGCAUUUAAUGAAUACAAUCUCUUUUCUCUGUAAAUAACGGGGAGAAAACAGUGCCACACUUAAUAUAUUAAGGAUUAUUUGACUUUUACAUCAGAGCUUUAUCAAUUGAACGUUUUUUUGUUUUUGUACAGAGGUUUACAUAUUGUGACCGUAUUGCAGGCGACUCGACUUUCAUUCAGAUUUUGUUUCCAUCUUGGGCAUUGUGCGUUUACCCAUGAAACGUGUGGAAAUCACUGUAUCGUGAAAAAAAACCCUCACGCGCUUUCUGUUUUAAGGCUUUUUUUUUUUCUUAUUUGAACUGCCUGGUAAAUAGGAACAGGUGCUGCUGUAAAUAGUAACACACAGGCCACCUAUACACCGACAUGAGACGCUUUGGUAUUGUAAAUGUUUUAAAACGAAAUUUAAUACGCGAACGCACAUGGUGCGAAAAGGGGAAGUUAUAGAUGGACUGAUUGUACAAUGCCUGAUAAAAGCUUAUUGUACCUCCUGAAUAUCCAUCAGGCAAGUUAGAAAAUCAGAUGAAGGGCACAUUGACGAGAUCCUCUCCCGACGGGUCUACAUAGGCCCAUUUUAAUGGUUUGCUGUCACCAUACGAGUGGACCUAUUGGCGUUUUGCCUGCUGUAGCAACAUUUUCAUUGGUCCAUUUUGAUGGUUCUCAUCAAGGAUUUAAAAUGCUUUCUGGCAGUCAGCUGACCUAUAAAGCAGACUGGCUGUAAAGUUGUCAUUUGUUCCGUAUGGCGACAACUAUAAAACAAAACACUUAGAGAAACAGGUCGAUGAAGCCCGUUGGAGUUUAGAGUAUUUUUAUAAUAGUAGCUGUUCCCCUUUAAUUAAAUAAACACGCAGGUGCCGAUUUAACCAUCUACUCCAUAUUGAAAAUGUAAGGCCCUCCACUUUCUUGUGAGAAUGAUCUUUCGGCAGAUUUUUGCUCGUUUUUACACCCUUUUUACACACGUCCAUGCUUUUCCCCUCAAUCCCAGCAUGCCUUUUAGUAAAGCACCAAUGCCUUGUGUGUCCUUUAAUGGCUUUACAGAUAAGGAGGGUGUCCGGCCUAUGACCUUCCAUCUGUACAGACCUCGGCCAGUGGCUGGAAGUCAUGUUGUAGCUGUUUUUGAACACAUGCACCUCAAUGAGUUUUUUUACCACAGUAGCAGGUUUAUUUACUGUCCGGUGACCCCAUGCACUGAGCUCGGCUGGUUUCCUUAGUUACCCUGUUUGUGGUGUAUAUUCAAUGGCCUUAUAUAGAAUCGGUGAAUAUUUGAGGUUCGCAUAUGCAAUGAAGUCAUUUAUAACAACAGGGUUGUGUUGGAUGGUGAGGUGCAUGGAGAGUGGUAGUACCCAGGACCCAAGUUUUGCUGCUUCUAUA
This is a messenger RNA of Xenopus laevis (African clawed frog), 8141 nucleotides long. RefSeq names its product E3 ubiquitin-protein ligase RBBP6 (gene rbbp6.S). The record is from RefSeq and is a predicted model, not a curated record. NCBI's taxonomy places the organism in Eukaryota, Metazoa, Chordata, Amphibia, Anura, Pipidae. The transcript is spliced from 17 exons. Bases 900 to 6707 code for a protein of 1935 amino acids.